Phytomonas sp. EM1 is the source of this 1981-nucleotide messenger RNA. The record is from the annotation of a GenBank genome assembly. Lineage: Eukaryota; Euglenozoa; Kinetoplastea; Trypanosomatida; Trypanosomatidae.
ACUUGUAGACUUCGUUAUAACUAUUCCAUUUAAUAGUUUAGGAUAGAUAUUAUCGUUUCUUUUAUAUGUCUGCUGAGGCCGAUUCGCAGACCCCUGAGGGCGUGGAUAGGACUGCCGCGUUGCACGCUUCUGAAGAGGUCGAAUCUCAACCUAGAGCUAAUAUUUUCGUGAUUAGAUACGGCCCGGCUGUCACAAUUGCGGUAUUUUUAAUAUGCUUCAUCCUGUCGCUAUUGGUAUCAAUUGAGAGGCAGAUACGCUAUUCCAGCGCUGCUUUCCAAAACCACACCGAUGGAACCAAGUAAAUACCGCGUUUCAUGCAAGCGGACAGACCUGACUUUAGAACAAUCAUUACCAAAUUUAUCGGAAGCUAUUGGUAAUCUCACAAGAUCGUCUGCGUUUAAUUUAAGCGAUUUAGGGUUCUUUAAUGCUCAAUUACAUUCUGAAUUUUUGCUUUUUUGUUGUUGCUUGCUGAUACGCACGCAUGCUGACAUAUACAUAGCUGAGGAAUCUAAUUAGCUAAAAACAUAUCUCUGUAUCGGGUUUCUCCUUCUACCAUCGAAGGAACCAUCUAAGACGUUAAGUUGAAGAUUCAAACAACAAAUAAAAACAUAUGCUAGAGCUAAUCACUUUUGCGGUGUGCUGUGUGAUUUAUAGAUCGUCUGGAUUAGUUGUUCUUAAUAGAGGGCUAAAAUAAGCGGUGAAUCUUAUCGGCAAAAGUUAUAUAUGUACUUUGCAGUCAUCAUGAACCAUUUAGUUUGUAUUCUUUUUAUGUUCAUUAUUUUAUUUCUUUCCAAAAGAUAUUAUACGUCAUAAGGGUUGAUCUGCACCAUCGGUUUUUUUUUUUAGGUAAAUAAAGAGAUAAAUCUUAGAGCACAAAACCCUAUUCGGAAUAUUAGUUAGUGAUUUUUUAAAAACCACACACAUUAUUCUUCUUUUAAUUAUUGUAUAUUUAUAUAUUUGUAUAUAUAAAUAUAUAUUUAUUUUUUGGUUGAGCCUUAUAAGCAUUAGCUGCUAAUAGUUGUAAUCUAUGCUUGAAAAUAAAGCUUCCGAUCUUUAUUCUCGUACGACUGAAGUCGAAAUUCAUGUCGGUGACGAUAUUCCACCCUAUAAUCAGGCUAUCCCGCUUUUUACUCAAGUCCUUCGAUUUGCAAUUGUAUUCGUUAUUUCUGCUGUUGUUGUUUCAGUGGCCUUACUGUUCACGAAUGAACGCAUGCCGAACCCAAAGGUGGUACGGCCACUGCCGGAUCUUCUCUUCGAUAUAUUACCAAAGGUUGCAUGGCUAGAGCCUGUUGUAGAUAUUCUUAUCUUCAUCUUGAAUCUGACCGCUGUGUACGUUAUAUUGAAGAUAUACGUUCUAGCCUGUCGCGAAAAAUCCUAUGAAAAAAUCAAAUUAUUUUCCAAUAUUAAGUUUGUCGGCAGUGCCGUGAAUAAUUUUUUGUUUUCUGUUGUAGAUUCUGGGAGGCGCCCGUACCCACUAGAAGGAAUCCAUUUGAUUGCGCUGAUUCGUUUUCUAACUGUUUAUGCGAUUAUGCUGCUGUAUCGCUCGGUGGUGCUGGUUUUAACCGCGUACCCGGCGACCGAUAAUCAAUGUCAGAAUCCACAGACGAUUGAAAAUCCACUCCUCAACAUCGUGCUGACCCUUCUGACAUUCGGCAGCGCUUCGAUCCACUGUGGGGAUCUGAUGUUUAGCGGCCACACGAUUAUCAUCUGCCUGGCGUGGAUUAUAAUUUGGGAUUACAGCGUGUACGUCCAUCGGUUUAUCUUUCGAUUGUACAGCACAGUGGUGAUGUUCGUGGCUUUUUACGGCAUCAUUGCGUCUCGUUCGCACUACACCAACGAUAUCGUUGUCGCCGCGUACUCGACGGUGACGACUUUCAUGCUGAUCUCACACCAACCCCACGGCGCGCCCUGGCAGCUGCAGAUGUUGAUUCGAUGGUGGCCUUUUCCGGGAUCAAAUACGGAGCGCUCGGUGGAGGUCUGA